Vitis riparia (riverbank grape) is the source of this 951-nucleotide messenger RNA. RefSeq names its product RING-H2 finger protein ATL66-like. Gene Ontology annotation, biological process: protein ubiquitination. Lineage: Eukaryota; Viridiplantae; Streptophyta; Magnoliopsida; Vitales; Vitaceae. The transcript has a single exon. The coding region runs from base 124 to 630 and encodes 168 amino acids. The record is from RefSeq and is a predicted model, not a curated record.
AGUGCUUUUGGGAGCAGUGACAAGCAUCAGGAUGCCCAUAUAUGCUGCUUCUUCUCCCAUCAUCUAUAUUUCUCUUCUCUACCACCAAUUAAUCCAAACAAAUUUUCCAUCAAAGCUAUCUUCAUGGCCUCCCAAGACCCCAAAGCCUUUCACUGGUACUUCACCGACGACCACAAAGGCUUCCGUUUCCAUAGCCGGGUCCUCCUCCUUUCAAUCAUUUUCUUCAUUUUCAUCCUCCUCGUCAACUGCUUAUUCCUGUAUGGGCAGUGGCUGUGUCGCCGGCGCUCCGCCGCCUAUUCUGAUCUUGUCUCCAGAUCUCUGUCCUAUGCAGCAAGAACACUGCAGCCUGCUGAUUGUCAUGGCCUUGAAGCUGCCAUCAUAGACAGCUUUCCGAUCUUCUUCUAUGGUUCAUUGGGCGAUUCCAAUGCAUUCAAAGAUGUUGUGAAAGAAUCUGAGUGCUCUAUCUGUCUUGGAGUAUUCCAAAAGAAGGAAAAAAUUAAGAUGUUGCCUAGAUGUCACCACGCUUAUCAUGCUGAAUGUGUAGACAAGUGGCUGAGAGCUCAGUCUAGUUGCCCUCUUUGUAGAGCCUCUCUCCGAAUUGACCCUCUUGAUGAAUCGGCCAUUCCUUGAAUUUACAGAUGACAAUGUGCAAUACCACUCAAAGAGCUAGAGUAGGAAGAAAUUAAAGAACCUAGGGACUUACAUAUUACCCUGUUUUUGUGGGGGUUGAUGGGUAGUUUAUUUUCACAGAACAAACAGUUUAAUGUAUUUGUAUAUGACUCACUUGUGAGUGUUGAUAGUGGAAGAUGCUUAAUUCUGGCUAUCAGUGACUUUCACUGUAGAAUUCAGCCAAUGGUGGAUAUGGAAAUUUUGAUUUAGAUGUUCAAGAACAUAUAUGAAUUGUCAAUGGCUCAUUUUCAAUAAUCAAGUUCAUGUCAAAGUCUUGUUUGG